AUGGCAUCGCGUGUCGGGUCAAGUACCUUGUUGACUCACCGGAGAACAUUUAGGGAUGCCACGACGAGUCCAUGUUCAUCGAGUCCACCGAGUCCAUGUUCUUCGAAUUUUCCUCUGCUUCACCAUCAAUGGCAGAUCGUCGAGAGCUUCAAGGUUCGGAUCUCGCAGCGGAGCCACGAGCGGUUGCUGGAGCGAGAGCUUUCGAUUUCGGCUUAUGCCAAUGCAUUGGCUGGUGUCGCCAUCAUCAACGAGAUUCACCCCAAUCAGGUUCUUCCCGUCAAUCAUCCAAUUGAUUCCAGCUUCGAUUCCGUCUUGAAUUUCUCUCAAGGUGAGAAAGUUAUACCCAUGGUCGAAGCAGCAGAGUGUCGUACUGCUUGGCCUUGCACAACUAGGCUCCGUUGCGGCAUCGAUUGCACAAAACGACACAAAGGAAUAGGAGACUGUACUGUUUUCCCACCACCUGGAAUUCCUAGUCAGUGUAAACCUCCUUUACCAUGGACGGCGAUAGAUGCAUCAGUUGGACUCCUAGUUAUUACUUUGCUUGUUGGACAUAUCUUUUAUGCAGCCAUAAAUCGAAUUGCAAAAGUGGAGGAGGCUUGUCGUAUAAUGACAAAGCUCAAAGUUCGUGCUGAAGCUGCAGAUGUGGCAAAAACUCAGUUUCUUGCAACUGUUUCCCAUGAGAUCAGGACUCCAAUGAAUGGUGUUUUAGGUAUGCUGCAAAUGCUGAUGGACACUGAUCUUAAUCCAAACCAACUGGAUUAUGCUCAAACUGCUCAUGCUAGUGGAAAAGAUCUCAUAGCACUGAUAAAUGAGGUUCUUGAUCAGGCUAAAAUAGAAUCAGGCAGGCUUGAGCUUGAAGCUGUACCUUUUGAUCUGCGCGCUGUUCUUGAUAAUGUUUUAUCACUUCUCUCAGGCAAAUCUAACAAAAAAGGGAUUGAGUUGGCUGUUUAUGUUUCCAAUCAAGUACCGGAAGUAGUCAUUGGUGACCCUGGACGGUUCAGGCAGAUAAUUACAAAUCUUGUUGGAAAUUCAAUUAAGGUUAGUAUUGCUUCUUGCUAG
This is a messenger RNA of Quercus lobata, 1059 nucleotides long. RefSeq names its product histidine kinase 2-like. Gene Ontology annotation, biological process: signal transduction. Bases 1 to 1059 code for a protein of 352 amino acids. Lineage: Eukaryota; Viridiplantae; Streptophyta; Magnoliopsida; Fagales; Fagaceae. Gene Ontology annotation, cellular component: nucleus. The transcript is spliced from 6 exons. Gene Ontology annotation, molecular function: phosphorelay sensor kinase activity. The record is from RefSeq and is a predicted model, not a curated record.